Bipolaris maydis ATCC 48331 is the source of this 426-nucleotide messenger RNA. RefSeq lists its product as uncharacterized. The record is from RefSeq and is a predicted model, not a curated record. NCBI's taxonomy places the organism in Eukaryota, Fungi, Ascomycota, Dothideomycetes, Pleosporales, Pleosporaceae.
CACCUCUCCAAACCACAACCUCACUCAUCGCGCCCCUCUCUACACCGCGCAAAUUUCACAACCAUGCAGCCUACACUCCGCCGGAUGGCCGGCCACAACCAUGGCAUGAUCCACGCGGAUCCCGCCAUCAUCAAAUGGGCCACCAUGACCACGAACCGCCACAAAUACUUCCGCUGGACACGACGAACAGCCUGGAUCACAUUCGCAUACGUUGCUCUGGUACCUGGUUUGCUGGGCGCUGCGGGAUACUGGGCUGAGGGAAGGUGGGAGAUGCGUGGUAAGCGACGGGGUGAUACCAUCUCUGAGUUUUAAGUGCUGGAGAUGUAUUGUGGGAGGGAAAAGAGGAGAUGUGGACGAAGAAUCAGAUCGCAUUGCCGCUAGAGCGGUGUGGUGUGUGUAUUGAAUGCGAAAGAAGUACUCUCCGAA